This is a messenger RNA of Brassicogethes aeneus, 1215 nucleotides long. Lineage: Eukaryota; Metazoa; Arthropoda; Insecta; Coleoptera; Nitidulidae. The record is from the annotation of a GenBank genome assembly.
AUGAGUGCAGUGAACAAUAUAAAUUCUAUUGUGGAAAAAAUAGCGAAGAACAUCCCGUUGGCUGAAUACGAUGUGGAGUACGGUGAAGGCAAUGAAAAAGGGGAAGGAUAUAUGGGGGAAAUGGCGUUCGUUAAAAUUACACCAAAGGGAAGUGGAAAAACUUACAACGUUGCAAUCAAACGAGCUUUCACCAAUCAGUCGAUCCGGGAAGAGGUCCCUAUUAGGGACGUGUUUUUAAAUGAAGUGUUCUUCUACAAGGAGUGCUUUCCUGUUUUACAGCAAUUACAAAGUGAGCUGGAUUUGCCAAAAUUUAAUAAUGCCCCGAAAUGUUUUUAUACAAGCACUGAACCCGAAAACGAAUAUCUCGCAAUGGAAAAUUUAAAAACAUCGGGCUUUGAACUUUUUCCUAAAGAAAAAAUUAUACCUUACGACCAUUUCGAAGUUCUUUUUAAAAUCUAUGCUAAUUUACACGCAACCUCCGUCGUAUUAAGAAAAACACAACCAGAAAAGUUCGAAAAACUCGCUUCGAAUUUUAAAGAAGUAGCUACGCAAUUCUUCGAUAAUCCUGGCAAUAAUAAUUUAUGGAACGCAUUUUUUAAACAAACAGGAAAUAAACUAAUACCUGGUCAAGACGAUAAAACCAUAAAUGCGUUUGAAAAAAAAUAUUCCAACAACGGAGUUUUCCAUUUCAUGGACUCUUGGGGAUAUCAUGGACAAGACCCUGUCAUAAACCAUGGAGAUUGCUGGAGCAACAAUGUGAUGUUGAAAUAUAACAAACAAAAAGAACUAGUAGACCUAAAAGUAUUAGACUGGCAACUACUAAAACUAGGUUCCCCAGUCCACGAUUUAUCGUACUGCCUGUACUCAGGAGGUUCCAAGGACACUUUCGAUAGAUUAGAUGAGCUUCUCCAAGUCUACUACAUGAGUUUCAGUGAUGUUUUAAAGAUAGCAGGCCUGAAUUUCGAAGAAGUCUACCCGUAUUCCUUGCUGGAAAAAGAAUGGAAAGAAUAUGGCAAAUAUGGUUGGCUCAUGAGCUUAAUUGUUAUUAAAGUGAAGUUAACAAACCCAGAGGACAAGGUAGAUUUAAUGGAUCUAUGCAACAGUGAUGAUAGGGAAAUAAUUGCUAAGAAAAAGUUGGAAGGAACACCGUCUGAAGCUUACGAUAGAAGAAUAAGGGAAUUGCUCCUUCAUGUACACGAAAUUGGAGCUUUAUAA